AGGCAAUAACUUCAAGACUGACUCUCAUUCUCGGCCGAUCUACCUGCUAGCAUAGUUGUUCAGUUUUUAUUAACUUUUCCAUAAUAUACCAUAUAGAGUAGUUACUCAGAUUCAUUCUGUUUAGUAUUUCCCUUUAUAAUAAAUUGCGUUCAUUCUGUUAAUUUACUUCGGCUUCGCAUUUCUCUAUUUCAAAUAUCCAAUCGCUUUUCUAUCAUCAUCACCAGACGUCGAGAAAUCAAAUUGUGAUGGAAGUGUAAGGCUGCUCAUGUACUAGAAUGAAAAUUGGAUAAAUGCUAAUAUCAUUAUAAUUUUACAAUUGUUACAUGCUCGUAAUCAGCGACUCCAAAAACCAUACUUAUCAAAUUUCGAUAUAGUGAGCGAAACUGAUUGUGAGCAUAAUACGUCAUUGAUGCGUUCUUCGCCUACGGACGAAAAACAUUUAUCAUUGCAGUGGGGUCGCUAGAUUACAAAGGUGACCUUGGACUGUAUAUCUUCUGAAAUGGACGCGCGACAGUUUGAGGAAUUUGGAAAAGCAGCCAUCGAUUUUAUUUCCAAUUACACGGAAAAUCUGCGGGAGCGCGACGUCCUGCCGAGUGUCGAACCAGGAUAUUUGAGUAAGCUCAUGCCUAAUGAAGCACCGAGACAGGCAGAAUCCUGGCAGGAUGUGCUGAAGGACGUCGAACGUCUUAUACUUCCCGGAAUGACGCACUGGAACUCGCCGCAAUUCCAUGCUUACUAUCCUGCUGGGAAUUCGUAUCCUGGUAUAGUGGGAGAAAUGUUGAGUGCUGGAUUUGGAUGCAUUGGAUUUUCGUGGAUGUCAUCGCCCGCUUGUACGGAAUUGGAAAUUAUCACUAUGAACUGGUUAGGGAAAAUGCUAGGGCUGCCGAAAGAAUUUCUUAAUUGCAGUGACGGACCUGGCGGUGGCGUUAUACAGGGUUCUGCAAGCGAAGCGACUCUAGUGGGUUUGUUGGCUGCAAAGGAAAAGACAACACGUCGUAUAAAGAGUUUGCAUCCAGAUUUGGACGAAGGAAUCAUAAAGGCCAAACUGGUGGCUUAUACAUCAGACCAAGCGAAUUCUUCGGUGGAAAGGGCUGGUUUACUUGGGUCCGUACCCAUGAGAUUAUUACCAACCGACGAUAAGUGUCGUUUACGAGGAUAUACGCUUUUGGAAGCUAUGAAGAAGGACGAGGAAGCUGGACUUAUACCCUGCUACGUGGUCGCUAAUUUAGGUACUACUGGCACCUGCGCUUUUGACGUGUUGGAUGAACUCGGACCAAUCUGCAAUGAGAAUAAUCUGUGGCUGCACGUGGAUGCUGCUUACGCAGGAUCUGCCUUUGUUUGCCCCGAAUAUCGUUAUCUUAUGUCUGGUAUUAAUUAUGUCGAUUCUUUUAACUUCAAUCCGCAUAAGUGGCUACUUGUCAAUUUUGACUGUUCCGCCAUGUGGGUGAAGAAUGCAGGGUAUUUGAUCGAUGCAUUUAAUGUAGACAGGAUAUACUUGGCACACGAUAAGCAGGGACAAGCUCUCGAUUACAGACACUGGCAAAUUCCAUUGGGACGUCGAUUCCGCGCUUUAAAAUUAUGGUUUGUCUUACGACUCUACGGUAUCGAAGGAUUGCAGAACCACAUUCGCAGAAUGGUUAAAUUGGCGCAUCAGUUUGAAAAUUUCGUAAAUUCGGAUGACAGAUUUGAAAUAGUAACAGAAGUUUCACUGGGUCUCGUGUGCUUCAGAAUGAAAGGCGAUAACAGUCUCACCAGAGAACUAUUGGAUCGUUUAAUGAAGAGGAAACGUAUUUACACAAUAGCAGCGAAUUACAAGGACCAGCUGAUAGUGAGAUUCGUAGUUUGCAGCAGAAUGUGCGAAGAGAAGGACAUAGAGUUUGCCUGGAAUGAAAUAAGCAGUCAAGCAACGGAAAUAUUAAUAGUUUCCAGAAAUCAAACAGCUAGGAUGUUUGAGAACGGAGAAUUACCUUACGAAAAUUUGAAUGGAAAGAUGGAGGAGCGACAACGAUGAGAACACUUUCGUUCAAUAACCGGGGUACUCGGGUACCCACAAUGCAAACCUGAUGCUUCUGGUUAGCCUAUGACCAUUUACCUGCUUCCUUCCACCUUGUACUCGGUAGGUUUGACAAAUUUUGUCCCGAAAGAACAGGGAUUGUUUAUUGUUGAAAUAUUUUUAAGACAUUUUUAAGAAAGUGCCAA
Cephus cinctus (wheat stem sawfly) is the source of this 2199-nucleotide messenger RNA. RefSeq names its product aromatic-L-amino-acid decarboxylase. Gene Ontology annotation, biological process: catecholamine metabolic process; amino acid metabolic process. Bases 500 to 2011 code for a protein of 503 amino acids. Lineage: Eukaryota; Metazoa; Arthropoda; Insecta; Hymenoptera; Cephidae. The transcript has 10 exons. Gene Ontology annotation, molecular function: aromatic-L-amino-acid decarboxylase activity; pyridoxal phosphate binding. The record is from RefSeq and is a predicted model, not a curated record.